AAAAAUGAGUGUCAAAGCGUAUGAACUAGUGGAAUUGAUACCUAGGUUUAUUUCUCCGACCGGUGAUAAACAUGUCAAGAUUGAAUGUAUUGAAUGCAGUGGACGAUAUGUGUUCAUUGGUACAAGCGAUGGCCAUGUUGUGAAGUACAGCGUUCAGGAAACAGCAUCAAAGAAUGCCAGUAGUUCGCCCUUCGUUUAUCAUAGGGAAGGACAGCGGUUUUUUGAUGCUAAAAAGCCAGUACGGUUGAUAAAGGCUGCUUCUGCCUUGGAAAAGUUACUAGUUCUUUAUGAUACUACCCUCUAUGUUCUCAAUAUUAAUGACUUGGAGCUUAUUGGAUCCCGUUUGAAAAAUGUGCAAACAUUUUGUGUAAAUGAAAACCCCAGAAGUACUGAUCCAUUUCUUGUACAGAUAUGUGUUGCACCAGUAUCUAAAGGGCAAUUAGCUAUUCACAAUGUGACUCCAGAUGACAAGAUCACUCAUACCAAUACUUUUAAUUUACAAGAGCCAGUAAAGUGCUUAUGUGCUGAUUGUGGAAUUAUAUGUGCUGCUCUUCGAGAUAAGUACAUUAUUCUUGACUGCGAUCAAGGGCAAGUUCAAGACUUAUUCCCAUUUGACAAAGAUACAUUCACUCCCUACCUAUGUAAAGUUGCAAAGGAAGAAUUUCUACUUAGUGGCCCAGACGGGUUGGGGAUAUUUGUGUGUUCAGCAGGAACAUCAAACCGCCCACCCCUGCAAUGGUCUUACCCAUUAACAUCACUUACUUUUCAUCAUCCAUAUAUUCUUGGAGUUAGUAAUGAAAUUAUCAUGGUUCACAGUAUUGUUGACCAGCAGCAGAAGCAAGCUAUACCAUUCCUCGGGGGGCAACUUAUUGGAAACUAUGACGGCCACAUAUAUGUUUGUUCGCAGACAAGCCUGUAUGCCCUGGUGCCUGUUCCCUGGGAGAAACAAGUGGAGGCACUUCUGGUUGAUGAACAUGUUGAGGAAGCUCUUUCUUUGCUUGAGAAAGUUGGACACUCAGGCGGACUUACUGGUCAGAUUGAUCCUUUAAAAAAGAGAUUCAAGCAGCAGGCAGCGUUCAUCUAUUUUGCACGGUCAGAUCUAGAAAUUGCUCUGGACCUUUUCUUAGACUCAGAAAUUGAUGAGAGAGAAAUUAUCUCAAUAUUUCCUGGGAUUAUGCCUUCAGCAAGUGCUUUUGUAAGAACAGUUCCACCUCUUCACAACAUUGCUGAUGUGAAUCAGCUGUUCCAUGGGAAUGAAAAAAAAAUAACAGAGGUCAAACAGUUUUUGCUGCAUUUUCUGCAAAUGGCUCAUGACUCCAAAACAAGCUUGUACUGCCUUGAAAUUGAUACCGCACUUCUUAAAUUGUAUGCUGAGCUUGGUCAGAACAAGGAGUUAGAAAGUUUACUUGAAUCACCAGUUUUCAGUGGAGACUUCCAAAGUUGUUUGGCUUGGCUGAAGGACAGGCGCUUGCACCAUGCCCAAGCUCUUCUGCUGUUGAGAAAUGGAAAAAGGUCUGAAGCCUUAUCCCUUUGGUGUCAGAUGAUAUCGGGAGAGUUAAAUGACCCAAAUUUUAAAGGUGUCACCUUCUUUGCCCAAGUUCUCAAAACAAUAGGGGAUGCAGAAAUUCUGUGGCAAUAUGCAGACUUAGUCUUAGAUAAUAAUGAAGAACAUGGUGUAGAGUUAUUUAUUCAGAAGCAAACCGAAAAAAAUACUGCUUCUGUUAUGGAGCUUGACCCUAACACUGUUGCUAAUUAUCUUCAACGUUAUCCUACAGCUCUUAUUUUAUACCUUGAAUAUUUAAUCAACGACAAAGGAGUUGAAGAAGAGAAAUUUCAUACUCAAUUGGCUGUGCAGUACAUUGAUGCCAUAUCAAAACUAAAAUCUCAAAAUAGAGAAAAUGAGUUAGAUUUUAAUGAAACUGUCUUACGGUUGAGAAUAUUUCUUCAGAAAUCCAAUCUAUACCGUGCAAAGUUUCUUCUACCUAAAGUGCGGGAUGUCGGCUUGGAUCAGGAAGUAGCUGUCCUUUAUGGAAAGAUGGGAGAUCAUGAAAAGGCUCUCAGUAUUCUUGCCACACAACUGAGAGAUUUUAAGGGUGCAGAAGAAUAUUGUCUUCUGAAUGGGGACAGAAAAGAAAACAAUUCUUACAACAUGCUGUUCCAUAGUCUUUUGUCUAUCUACCUCAAUCCAGAACACAGGGGAAAGAAAACUGAUGAAUAUCUUGCACCUGCGCUUGACUUGCUGAAUGCCUAUGCCUCUGAAAUUGAUCCAGUGAAGGCAAUUGAAAUCAUACCACCUCAUUGGUCAGUAAAUAUUUUGGAAACCUUCUUAAGAGGAGCGCUUCGUUCAUCCAUGAACAAGUUUCGCUCAACAAAGAUGGAAAAAUCAUUGGCUAAAGCUGACAGUAUUCAAGGGGCAGAAACCUUGUACACUCUUGAGAAGCAUUCUCUGAAGUUAGUGGAAUCAAAUUACUGCUGUGUGUGUAAAAAGCCAUUCAGUGAUUUGAAAUUCGCCCGUUAUCCUAAUGAUGUUAUUACGCAUGUGGAAUGUGGCCGCCUUGCAAAUGUGUGUCCGUUGACUGGGCAUUGUUUUUCAUUGCCCAAAUCUGUUCAACCUAGAAGCUGAAUUAAGCCUGACUUCUAGGCCUGUUUGUGAUGAAAGUAUUGUGAUUAUUUAUGAUUCCAUUUUUAAUUUUUAUUUAAAUUUAGUUAUAGGUCAAACAAAAUGCAUAACUGUUUUUUGUGAGUGCUGUUUUGAUGUGUCCUGCAACAUGUCUAGUCUUGUGUAUGUCAUAUGAAUGGCCUAUAUCCAUAUUUUCUCCAUUUCAUUAUUGUUUUUGUAUUGUUGUUAUUAUCAUCAUAUUAUUUGCAUGGUAGAGAUACAUGGAAGCAAUUACACUGUAUUACUUGAUUUUUUUGUACAGUUUUUCCUUUAGGUAAUACCAAGUACUCAUGAGAUUGUUGUCUAUUAUGGCUUUGUAUUUGUGAUACCCAGUUAUUAGAUUUGCAAAUUAUAUGAAGUGUUAAAGUGCUGUUCUGCAAAUCAAAGUGGAGAGCUAUCAGUUUAAACAUAACUAAUUUUGACUGUUAGUAGCAAGGUAAAUGUAGAUUACAUUUUGCAUGUACCCAGGUUUUGUAUUGUUGUGAAAGGAACAGUAAAAAUGAACAAGAUUGUCUAUUA
This is a messenger RNA of Frankliniella occidentalis (western flower thrips), 3178 nucleotides long. Its product is annotated as transforming growth factor-beta receptor-associated protein 1. Gene Ontology annotation, cellular component: cytoplasm; membrane. Lineage: Eukaryota; Metazoa; Arthropoda; Insecta; Thysanoptera; Thripidae. Gene Ontology annotation, molecular function: protein binding. Gene Ontology annotation, biological process: endosomal vesicle fusion; vesicle-mediated transport; intracellular protein transport. The record is from RefSeq and is a predicted model, not a curated record.